UGUAAGCUUCGACUUCCCUACAAUACAUCCAUGGCUUUUACGUCCACUGUUUACAACAGAAACAACACAGAAAGCACACUCGUAAGUCUGGACUCAUGAGAGAAAAGGACUUUUAGAGUAGGUAAAGAAAACACAGAUCAGGAAUGGCUGCUGAUGUGGGAGUACGAAGUCAGCUCCUGGAAAGUGAGCUGAAGACAGAGAGCCUCACCUCCACUUCAGUGUCCACCGCUCUCUCCACUGGGUUAAAAAACAGCACACCGUUAAAAAUGCAUCCUAGCUGUGAUUUCCAGCUGGACACCAGUGGAGACAUAAAUAACCAAAGUCACAAGGACGAGGGUGACUCAUGCCACACUUCCACAUUGCCCCUUGGCUGGACCAGAGAGGUUAGGCAGCGGAAAGCUGGAAAGACAGCAGGCAAAAUGGACGUCUACAUUACAAGUCCCCAAGGGCUGAGAUUCCGCUCAAGAGCAUCCCUGAAGGCUUUCCUCCUGAAAGACGGAGAAGGUAACUUGGACAUAGAACUUUUUGAUUUCACCACAUCCAAGGACAAUGCCGUCACCACUUCACAGUUACUCCCCUCACAAGUGAAACAGAGGGGAAGAAAGAAAAGACAUGCAAGUGGACAGCAGGGUACAACAGAAAUACUGGAUCCACCUCCAAAUAAACCUAAAAGAGCCCCUUCCUCCCUCAAAAGUGACACUAAAGACAGAAAAGUGUUGCAUACACCUACAAUUACAGAGGAUGAUGUUAAAUUGCAGAAGAGCCCUCAGAGGACGGGUCAGCUGAGAGAGAAGCUCCUCAGACUGGCUCCUUCUAGCAACCAACAAAACACUCUCAUCGCUGAAAAGAAAGAAGAGACAGACACACAGACUUCUGUCCCGACACUGAGUGUUGAGCCUGCCAGCGACAGCGAGAACGACGGUGAGGGUGAGCGAGGUGGAGAUGAGAUACAGAUUCAUAACAAAGGUGACAACAAACCUAAUUCUGAACAGGAGGUCGGUGCUGACAGUCAUCAGGAUGAGGAACAGGAGGUGUUGUUACCUGACAUCACUGGUGGGAGCUGCACACCAGUGAGAGAUUCCCAGAAUAAGUCCAAGAGCGUGGAAGAGAAGCGGAAAACAAGCUCUUAUUUCAGCAGGCAACCCCUAAGAGAUGGCCUUAGCCCACCCAGGAGGAAGGCCUUCAAGAAGUGGACACCCCCUCGCUCUCCCUACAACCUCGUUCAGGAAACCCUUUUCCACGACCCCUGGAAGCUUUUGGUGGCCACCAUUUUUCUCAAUAAGACCAGUGGCAGGAUGGCCAUCCCAGUGCUGUGGCAGUUCUUUGAGCGCUACCCGUCUCCAGAGGUGACCCGAGAGGCCGACUGGAAGCCCCUGUCUGAACUUAUGAAGCCACUGGGCCUGUAUGAGCUUCGAGCCAAAACACUCAUCCGCUUCUCAGAUGAAUAUCUAACUAAACAGUGGCGUUACCCCAUCGAGUUGCAUGGCAUUGGGAAGUACGGCAAUGACUCCUAUAGGAUCUUCUGUGUGGGAGAGUGGAGAGAUGUGAAACCUGAAGAUCACAUGUUGAACAAAUACCACGAGUGGCUGUGGGAGAAUCAUGAAAGUCUUGGAAUCUGAAGCACAAUGUAUGAGAAACUGCAUGGAGAUUUGCUGCAGCACAGACAUGGAAAUCAGUUACAUCCCAUAAAAAACAAUACAGUUAUCCAACAAUAUUACUAUUGAGAUGCAGAGGGGGGGACUCGAGUUACAAACUUGAAGACUGUAGACUUGACAAAAUAAAAAAAAUUCUUGCAACUCGACUUGGACUUUAACAUCAGUGACUUGUAACCUCACUUGGACGUGAGCCUUUAAAAAGUAUGUUCUUUAAAAAGUGUUGCACGAAUUAAUUACUUUCCUAAAUCAACUACCAUAAAUGCUAUUAAUUCUCAGCCAGAUGGCACAAUUCCCCAGAAUCAGUGUUUGAUCCAACAGCAUCCAAUCAAGUUGCAAGAACUAAAAUGAUGUUACUGAGUGCCAUUUGAAAAGAAUGAUACCAAAGGAUGUUUGUUCAUGUAGAAAAACUAAGCGGUGGUGGUGGCAAAAGAAUUUACAGCGUGCAAAAUGUGACAUUUGAAAACUACAGAUUGAGACGCAACAACUUCCAGAGAGAGUUGAAGUUGCACAAAGAACGGUACUUAGAGCCAAGUAUCAACAUAGUUAACAAGCCAAUGCUUAGUUGACAUUAUUAUGUUAUUAAAAUUGGCAUAAUAUUUUAUGAAGAGCGCAUUAUGACUUGUUAGGGACUUAAAAAUUUAAAGGUGUGGACUUGGGACUUUAGUGCAAAAACUUAAGACUUUUGACUUGCAAAACAAUGACUUGGUUCCAUCUCUCUUAUGAUGAACUUUCAGUGUCACACUUGAAUCCUUUGAAAAUUGUAAAGUGACUUUAUUUCCUCCUUUAAAAAGUUUUACUGUUUUGUUAAUAAAAUGUUUUAUGUGGUUUAAAA
Messenger RNA from Plectropomus leopardus (leopard coralgrouper), 2487 nucleotides. It is a transcript of the gene mbd4, whose product is annotated as methyl-CpG binding domain protein 4. The record is from RefSeq and is a predicted model, not a curated record. Gene Ontology annotation, molecular function: DNA binding; pyrimidine-specific mismatch base pair DNA N-glycosylase activity. Gene Ontology annotation, biological process: DNA repair. Gene Ontology annotation, cellular component: nucleus. NCBI's taxonomy places the organism in Eukaryota, Metazoa, Chordata, Actinopteri, Perciformes, Serranidae.